Molecule: messenger RNA, 1654 nt
Organism: Drosophila rhopaloa
Lineage: Eukaryota; Metazoa; Arthropoda; Insecta; Diptera; Drosophilidae
Product: katanin p60 ATPase-containing subunit A-like 2
Exons: 1
Coding region: 102-1541 (479 amino acids)
Molecular function (GO): ATP binding; ATP hydrolysis activity; protein binding
Source: RefSeq, a predicted model, not a curated record
CCUCGCCAGAUAGUUGACAAUAUUCCAGGAAUUCAACACAAUCGAGAGUACAUCAUAGUAUCCCACUUGCUCUCAGAUUUUUCAACGAAAAAAACCACAAAAUGAAAACCCAAGGAAAAUACGGAGUGACAGCCACGGCAGCUGCCCAAGUUCUCUGCGAGGAUGUGAGAAAUUUCAGCACACGUCGCCGCAAUAUUCUCUAUCUAAUGCAUCGAUAUCUGGUGGAGAAUGGCUUCUAUUCGAGUGCCGAGUCCUUGAAAUCCGAAGGACGUCUCUCCGAGGAGUACGAGCUGUGCGACAAUAUCGACCUGGACGGCAUGUACCUGGAGUAUGCCAGCUUUUUCAACAUGAAGUUCGGUAAAUACCCCAAGAUCCUCAAGAAGGCGGGUCCCAAAAUCAAACUAGAAAUGGGCGGUAAGUCGCAGGAAAAAAAGGAGUCCAAGGAGCAGCCAGCAAAGAAACCACAAAAUCCAGAGGCUUCUGUGGCCAAUUGGCAUUUGAGUGUGGGUGCGGCAACAGCUGCCUUGAGUAAUGAACCGCUGCAGAUCAAGAAAAUGGAAACUACUACCGCGGUCGAAUCGAACACACAGGAAAAUGCCUGUGAAAUAGAACACGGUCAUUUGGGUUCGGAUGACAAUCUAUUCAGCUCGCUGGACUGGCAAUCCCUGGCCGAAUUGGUCAAGACAUCGAUACUGCAGGAGAACAUAAAACUUCGCUGGUCGGAUGUCUGUGGCAAUCAGCGGGCCAUCGAGUUGAUCAAGGAGGCCGUGCUGACCCCCAUCGAGUUUCCCCAGUUGUUUGCCCACGGCUUGAAGCCCUGGCGAUCCCUACUCCUCCACGGACCCCCAGGCAGUGGUAAAACCCUUCUGGCCAAAGCCCUCUACUCGGAGACCCAGGGUCAGGUGACGUUCUUCAAUAUAACGGCCAGCAUAAUGGUCAGCAAGUGGCGCGGUGAGUCCGAGAAAAUCUUGAGAGUGCUCUUUCACAUGGCCGCGAAACGGGCUCCCUCUGUCAUUUUUCUCGACGAGAUCGAGAGUUUGACCUCCAAAAGAGAUAGGGCCACCGACCACGAGAGCUCCAAGCGCUUUAAGAACGAACUUUUGCAGCUUUUGGACGGCAUGGAGCACACUUUGAACGGGGUUUUUGUCUUGGCCAGCACCAAUUUACCCUGGGACAUCGACGAGGCCUUUCUGCGGCGCUUCGAGAAGAAAUUGCUGGUUCAAUUGCCCAAUGAAGCGGAGAGAAGUUGCCUGAUCAGCCGUCUUUUGGGCAGCAGUAUCUCCCUGAGUCCUAGAUUACUCGAGCAUCUGGUGGAGAUCUCGAAUCAGUUCACUGGAGAUGAAAUAAGGCUGGCCUGCAAGGAGAUCAGUAUGCACCGGGUGCGUUGUGCCACCAAGAUUGCGGAUCGUUCGACUUGUCCACUUAAGGAAUCCCAGGCCGCCAUCGAGGCCAAUGUGGAGAAGGCCUUUCGGCAGGUUCGUCCUUUGGGCCAGAAACUGUUGGCCAAGCACGAGCAGUGGCAGCAGGAAAAUGGCUCCUAAGCUGGAACUACAGAUCAAUUACUUUGUAGUUUAAUAUAUAUUUUGUAUAAGCCUCUAACCGACAACUAGUUCAAUUGCGUUUUUUUUCUAAAGUAAAGCAAUAUUAAAAUGUA